Molecule: messenger RNA, 803 nt
Organism: Saccostrea cuccullata (small rock oyster)
Lineage: Eukaryota; Metazoa; Mollusca; Bivalvia; Ostreida; Ostreidae
Product: protein SREK1IP1-like
Exons: 4
Coding region: 9-653 (214 amino acids)
Molecular function (GO): nucleic acid binding; zinc ion binding
Source: RefSeq, a predicted model, not a curated record
GUAUUUGGAUGGCAUCUUUUGCACCAAAGGUUAACGAGGGACUGAGAGCAGCUUGCAAAAAGUGUGGAUAUGCUGGUCACCUGACUUUCCAGUGUCGUAACUUUGUUCAGGCCGACCCAAAUAAGGAGGUUUUAUUGGAUGUCAGCAGCACCAGCUCAGAUUCCAGUGAUGAGGAUUUUGUGUCCCCCCUCACACAGCUCAAAAAAGAAAAAUAUGAGAAAGAUGCAAAGAAAUCUUCAAAGAAAAAGAAAAAAGACAGGUCAAGGUCAAGGUCACCAGUGAAAAAGAAAAAGUCCAAAAAGCACAAGAAACAUAAGGCUGACACAGACAGUGAUUCUGAGAGUGAUUCACGAGAAUCAACACAUAGAACAAAGUCACACAAGUCCAAGAAAAAGUAUCGACACAGAGACAGCGAUUCUAGUGACAGGGAAUUGAUGAGUGAAAACAAAUCAAAAAAACACAGGCAUCGAGAUAGUGAUUCUAGUGACGAAGAGGUGAAACGCGAUCACAGAUCUAAGAAGAAGCACAAAAAGAUGUCAAAGAAGCACAGGGGACGACGAGAUUCAAGUGACGGUGAUUCUGAUUCUAGGAGAAGGCAGCACAAGAGAUAUGAAGAAUCCAAGUAUUUUGUCUCUUACAAAGAGAUGAUGUAAAAUUUAUUUUAGCUGAAUGACUGCCAAAUGUGUUUCAUAAUGUAAAGAUGAUUCUGAUAUAAAAUUUGAUAAAUUUGAUUUUUCUUCCCAUCAUUUGCAAUGUCAAGCUUCAAGACAAUAAACUGGAAACAUUCAUUUGUACAUGUUUAG